Messenger RNA from Siniperca chuatsi (mandarin fish), 8912 nucleotides. RefSeq names its product kinesin family member 26Bb (gene kif26bb). Bases 1252 to 7194 code for a protein of 1980 amino acids. The record is from RefSeq and is a predicted model, not a curated record. NCBI's taxonomy places the organism in Eukaryota, Metazoa, Chordata, Actinopteri, Centrarchiformes, Sinipercidae. The transcript has 15 exons. Gene Ontology annotation, molecular function: microtubule motor activity; ATP binding; microtubule binding. Gene Ontology annotation, biological process: microtubule-based movement.
AUGAUUAUUUUUAUUUGCUCACACUAAUAACAGAAGGGUUGACGGCUGUAUAAAACAUCUCAUCUGCUACAGAAAUACCAAAUUCAGAAAUCAAAACAAAUGCAGUGAUUUUCAGACGUUUGUCAAUUGAUAUGGAACAUGUUUAUGUAUAAACACAAAAACUGUCGCUGCUGGAAGGCCCCAUGAAGCACAUUUGAUGUUUUGUCAACUUUGUUAUUAAUUUAUAAUUCACUGCACCGACUUUACUCAUGCCACUCAGUUUGCUCGUCUUGGUAAGUGGGCUACUACUCAGCUUGUGAAAACAGCUGUGUGAUGUCUUCUGUGGCUCUGGGGCUAUGUCAAGUCUGAGAAAAUAACCCUGAUGAAGUCACCAGAUGUAGCCUAGAAAUGUAGGCUCCUGCUUUUUUUUUUUUUUGGAGCUUGACCCAUACUAGGGACUGACAGUCGGGAUAUCUUGGCCACUGCUGCUGCUGUUUUUGAUCUGUCUCUUCUGAGUCCCCCAACUUUAUGGAAGUGCAGUACUAAAUUGCUGGAGUAACCCUUUAAUCUGCGUGUAUGCAGACUUAUGUCUGAUAUCCCCCUGUUCUGCAUAGUUCAAUAAAGUUUAAAAAAAAGCCUUCCUUAUACUAGUUAUAUUUCUAUUUUCUCAUUUUAACUCGGCUACUAAAACUACAAAGGUCACCUCUAGUGCUACUUCACAUAACAUCUUCAGAAGGCACAUUCAAGGAUAUAUUGACAUCAUAAUGUAAAAUGUACCUACAGUUCCUACAGUAAUAUUGUAGGAGUGUUACAGUGAUUGCAUGUCUCCAUGUCCAUGCAGGAAUUAUCUGACUAUUCUGUUGCAAGAAGGUGCACAGUGCCAUUAUAUAUGAGAAACUGUUAUGCAUGAGAGCUUGUUUAGGAAUUAUGUUUUGAAUAGAAAUAAAUAUCAGGUGAAUUCCAUUAACAAACUCCAACAGCCUGUUCUUUUUGACUGUUUGUCUGAGCACUUGCUCCUUACUGCCUCCCCGAGGAGGUGACAAUAAAUAACCAAGUGAAUUCAUGUUCCUCAGUGCGCUCACUCCUCCACUGUGCCACUCUCAUCACUCCAGCUCUGAGACAGUGUCUCCAGCCUCUUAGUUUGUCAUAUUUUUCAUUUAAGGCUAUCAUGAGUGAAAUAUUUUUGCUUUAUACCCACGGAGCUCUGGCAAAAUUAAAUAAAAGUGCUCGCUGCCUUUGUUCGGAUAUCUUUUUAAAUAUUAACAAGUUGUCAUGUCAUCUCUGACUGGGAGAGGAGAGAGAUUUCCUGCCUCGCUCAGAGGAACACACUGGAGCUCAGAAGUGCAGCAUCACUGUGAGCCCGUCGGCUUUUCUGCAAGCAUUAAACGGAAAGACUGCCAACCCACGGAGCGCCUUACUCCUGAGGGUGCCGGAGGGACCAGAGGCGACCCACAUCGGAAUAUGUGCCAGAGGGCAGACGCUGUCCCGUCAUACAAGUCCCUCCCUGGAACCAUAGGAGACCGCAUCAGGAGUUCUAUGUCCUCUGGCAGCGGGACUAUAUGUAGAGGCACUAUGUCGGCGAAUCCUGGCUUUGGGAGGUCUGAUAGGAAAGUUGCGUGCUGUGAGAAGUGCUCAGUGACCCUUGUUGCUCUCAAGAAACAAGCUCUGAGCCUGGCUGUUCACCAUCACUUCUCCUGGAAGGACUCAAGUGACCUGUCUGCGUUUCUUCAUGACAACCUUCGUGUCCAUAGUCGGUCCACCAAUGAGUCCAGGGACAGAGAGAGGGAGCAGGGUGAGUGUGGAGCCUGUGGCGUAAACCUGAAGCAGCUCAAAGAAGAGGCCAUCCACUUGGCUCUGAGCAGGGGUCAGUCAUUAGCUAAGCCUCCCUUUGAACCCAGCUUUAGCACUAUUACACUGCUGGGACAAAGUGAGACAAAGCAUGGAGACAGAGCUCCAAGAGAAGCUGCCAUGGCUGUGCAUCAACCACACAGUCGCACCCACAGUCCUCACAGCCCAAGAAGCCCGAGGACGCCUCAGAGGACCCCUCAAACCCUCAGACGGAGGGAGCCCAAGCUCCCCAACCCUGAUAUGGACCGCUGGGUAGUGGAGCAGCAGCAGCUCGUCGCUUCUAAACCUGUGUCCAGCACUGAUGGUGUCACCAUCUACUCUCACCAUCAGCAGGCUGCAGAUGAUGCUGCACUAGGCGGUGGUGACGCCGGGCCCGUACAGACUAGCUCAAAGAUCCCUCACAUAUCCAGAGUGGUGACCAUCGCCAACACUGCUGCUAUGUCCCUUUUAGCCAGGGCAGUCGAGAAGCUCAACCUGACAUCGAGGAAAAAAGGCCAGGCUUCUGAUGCGGCUCCCGCUCAUCUCUCCACCUGCUUCAGGGAGAUGAUCCAGAAAAACCCACCGCCUGUCCCCUCCUGCCUGCUCCAAGCUGCCACUCGAACCAGAGACUCGCCCAAUGUUGGCAAGGUCAAAGUCGUGCUGAGGGUGAGUCCAACACUGUCAGAGGGCCAAGGCCAACCACCUGUUCUCCAGAUUGACCCGUCCAAAAAAAGAGUCACCAUAAUGGAACCGGUCAGCAAAAGCCAACCACAGUCUGUGAUGACACUAGGCAGGGAUGGCAGAAAUCUUCUGAAGACCUUCAACUUUGAAGCUGCCUAUCCUCAAGAGUCAAGCCAGGCCGAGGUGUGUGCAGGCGUCUUGGCUGAUGUCAUCCGCUAUGUGCUCAGCGGCAACGAUGGAUGUGUUCUGGGUUUGGGAUGUGCUGAUGUGGGCUCCUGGUCCAGCAUGGUGGGGAGUGGUGAGAGCAUCCAGAAGCUUGGGCUGAUUCCCUGUGCAAUCUCCUGGCUGUACAGUGCCAUCGAGAGGCGGAGGGAGAGGACCUGGACCGAUCUGACUGUAUCAGUGUCUGCUAUAGAGCUCUGCUGCGGAGAGGAGGACACGCUGAGGGAUCUGCUGGGGGAGGUCGUCCCCUCAUUAGGCGGUAUCCAGGACAGCCCAAAAGCCCAUAUUAGACUCCAAGAGGACCCCGUCUAUGGGAUACAGCUACGUAACCACAACCGGGUGAAGGCCCCUACUGCUGAGCGGGCUGCUUCCCUCCUGGACGCAGCCAUUGCAGCGCGUCGGCACAGUGACUUCGUUACGUACCUGUCCCACAGCUCUAUAAUGUUCUUCACUCUCCAUGUCCAGCCCCCUCGUACAGAAAGCAGCACCAUUGGCAAAGGUUCACGUGGCCCCACUAAGUUGACCAUGAUUGAUGUGUGUAGUGGUAUGAGGGGUAUGAGCAAAAACAAACCUCCAUAUUCUGAUCUGGGCCCUGUUGUCUUGUCUCUACUAAGUGGACAUAAAACCACCCACAACAAGUGUAGGAAGUUGACUAUGCUCCUUCAAGAGUCCUUGGGCCAUGUAAAUUGCCAUACCACAGUGAUCGCUCAGGUUGCUGAUUCACUGGCACACCUUCAAGAGACCUUAUCCACCAUCCAACUGGCUGCUCGCAUCCGCAGGACACAGAAGAGGACGAAGCAGUCCACCUCAUGUUCUCCUUGCGGGAGGAGUUUGACUAAAGAUUAUGGGAGAGGGCCUCAGUCUUUGUCCCUGCGGGCGUUCCACUCCACCGAUGAGGUUGAUGUUGACAUCCCUCGUUUCCAUUUGCGUGGUGAACUGGAUGAGCGCUCCAGUAGUGACCAGUCCUGUGACACAGUCAUCCAACUAGACUCAGAUGGCUUGGUCCAGUCCAAAGCAACCUCAAGACUGGUACAACCUGAAUUUGUACCCAUCAUACCCUCUUUGCAUCCUAACAAGGCUGACAUGGAUGACCCAGAGUUUACUGCUCUGCUCCAAGAGCUUCUGAGAAUUCCUCAGCUGCAGGGAGAGAAGAAGAAUGAGGAAACUGUUCAAGGGAAUAUUGAAGUGCUGAAAGCAGACACAAAAGAGCCAGCGAGGGACUGUCUUAAAUGUGACACAUUUGCUGAACUUCAAGAGCGCUUGGGCUGUAUUGAUGGAAGUGAGAUAACAAUGGAGGUGCUCAAGUCUUCUACAAAAGGGCCUUCUGUUAACAACGUCACAACCAAAUCACAACCCCAGAAAGAAACAGGGAAACAGACAGACACCCAAUCAUCAGAAACACCACAGAUGUUGUUGAAUCAGGGGUUAGGCUGCAGUCAGACCUCUGUUGGAGAAAAGCAAACAGAUGGUGCCUUCCCUGGAGACAGUUUUCAGAGAGAGGAUUCAGGUCUGUAUGACUGUGAGGAGUGCAGUGCAACUAGUUCCAGCGAAGAACUGCUGAAUCAAACUCUCAGUCUUAACAUGACCUGUCGCUCUGAGCUGCACAAAAAUGGAACUCUUAAGUCAGGUGAUAAGCUCUCUUAUCAGGACUUUGAUGCUCAGGGCAUGGCCGUCACCAGUUCCCUUGCACUUCAGCCUACAGGUAAACAGGAGAGUCCUGAAGCUGCUGAUUGGUUCAAACCAGACAAAAGGACCUCACCAGUUGGCAAGAGCUCCCCAAUAUCUCCUUCCUCCUCCUGCUCCUCUUCACACUCAUUGGCUACCAGUGUUAUACUUGGAGAUGUCUUGCCUAAUUACCCCACAGAGGACAUUAAGGAAAUGAAGGCAACUAUCACAGUAACUGUUCAACAGCCACUGGACCUAAAAGGUCAAGAUGAACUUGUCUUCUCUAUGGUGGAGGAGGUGACCAUCAGUGGUGCAUUGAAAAGAGGGAGGACAGGUGGAAACAUUAUUUGUAUCAAAGACACUGCCCAAUCACAAACAGAUGUUCAAGGCUCUCCCAGCUCUCAACCAAUCAGGAUAAUCAGCAAUGUCAGUGAAGAAUCUGUAACAGACUCUAACACAAAUAAAAGCUCUGUAGUUCAAUCUGUAGCUAAAGAGGCUACCAUUGAAAAGCCCCAGUAUCAAUUCAGAAGGGAAAAUAGGUUCUUACCUUCAUUUAUAAAUCCCAUGCUGAUUAAUACAAAUAUGGAUUGUGAGUUGGAAGGUGCGAAAGAAAAAGAAAGUCCUCUUGACACUAUUACAGGUGUCAAGUCACAGUCUGAGCUCAGAGAGAAUAAUGUCAAAUGUCCAGAAGAUAAGAAGGCUCUUGAGAAGAGGAGUGGGGCUUUUUAUUCUGAGACACAUAUUAAAAAGUGUGACAAAGUAUUUGACUCACCUUUUAGCCAAACCUCUUAUGACCCAAAGGUUUUGGAAGAUUCAGCUUUUUGCGAUGAAACUGCAGAAAACAAAAUGUGUGGAAAUAGACCAAGAAAUACAGACAAGAGCCACCCUAGAGACAGGGAGCAUGUUUAUUCCACUAACACUCCAAGGGGCUCAGAGGGUAGAGAAAUCGGUUCCAGACGUGUUGGGAAUGCCCCCAAGAGAAUUGGUGUUUCACCUGGUUGCCAAGAAACCGCCCCUGCUUUCUUUAAAACAGGUAGUUUGCCUAGAGGCUGGCAAAAUGCCAACCACCAGGACAGCUACCAUGGCGGUCACAUGGCAGACGACCACAGAGACCCAAGGGGGGUGACAUCAUCCACUCCGUGUAGCCCAGGGGUAACUCUGGAGAGGAGGCAGGCCAGACAGCACUCCCCAGCGAACCACAGCCCCCAUGUCUCCUCUCCUUGGAAAUGUGGAACAGAGUACAAACAGUGUGCUAGUAGUGCUCCCAGAAAGGGUGUUGAAUCUUUGUUUGAGACCUCAAGUUUAAGAAUGAAACAUGAUAAUAUGAGUGGGAGGCUGAAGUCACCCAUUGAGGACAGUAGCAGGCUUUUCAGUGCCAAACUGGAGCAGCUGGCCACCAGGACUAAUUCCCUUGGGAGAACCCCAAGGGACUUCCCAACUCUGGAUAGAGGCAGUAGCAACACCUCCAUGAGCUCUAAGGGAAGCUCCAAGGGAAGUAUUGAAUGGGUUUGUAAGGGAGAUUAUAAAGGAAAUAAUGAGGGAGAUUGUACCUUACCAAGGGCUAGCAGGAGCCCCAGGAAGAAUCCUCGGUCUGACCAGAGUCAUCACUUCUUUCCUUCUGAAAACCCUGUAACUCAAUCUGUGAGGCAUACCCAUUCCAAGCUCUCUGCUGUGGGGAAACUUAAGAUGGCGAGCCCCAAAGUCCGUCGACUGUCUGCCCCCAGCAUCAAGAACCUCAGUCUCCCCCACAAAGGCAUCCGGCAGUCCAUCAACCGCAGUGCCAGUCUUUCUCCAGAUAGUAAAACUGUAAGCUUUGAGCGGACAUCCUCCUUUCUCUCCUCUUCACCUCCACGGUCUUUUCACUCCAUCAGUCGGACUCCGAGCCAGAGCUCUACAUGCUCAUCCACAAAAUCUGCAAUCCAGGGGUUUGUCAAUGGCCGGAUCUCAGACCUCCUUAGGGAAAGGGCCUCUAGUCCCACUUCAGGAGGACUGGACCAAAUGACCACACUUCCCUCGCCAUACAGCCGGGUGACUGCUCCACGCACGCCCGAUCACCUGAGCGGGCAUGCGAGUGACACCACCAGUGUGUUGAGUGGAGAUUUGCCGCCAGCUAUGGGGAAGACAUCUCUGCAUUUCUCUAACAGGAACAGUAUGGUGAGCAGUGGAUAUGACAGCAUGGUGAGGGACAGUGAAGCCACAGGCAGCAGCACCUCAAACAGAGAUUCUGUCAGCGACAGGAGCGGCUCUCUCCUCAGUGUGGCUCGCAGCAGCCGAUCAUCUAGGAGGAAAGGCAACACAGGUACUCACCAACGUCGACUUUUUCAUGAGACACCCCUGUCUCUGAGACGCUCGGCUAGUGGUUUGCAGUCUCGCUGGGUGGAUCGGGGAAUCCCUGAGGCCUACGAGAUCAAGGUUUAUGAGAUCGACAAUGUGCAGAGGAUGCAGAAAAGAGCAGGUGCUGGCAAACAGGGGCCUGCAUGCUUCAGUGCCAAGCUGAAGUUUUUGGAGCACCGUCAGCAGAGGAUCAAAGAGGUCCGAGCCAAAUACAACAACCUGAGGAGAGAGCUAGAGCAGGCCAAACACAACCUCAUGCUGGAGCCCGCCAAGUGGAACCAAGAGUUCGACCUGUGGCAAACCUUCGAGGUGGACUCCCUGGAGCAUCUGGAGGCCCUUGAAGUGGUGACGGCUCGGCUGGAGGACAGGCUCAACCUCUGCAAGGCCAACGUCAUGAUGGUCACCUGCUUCGAUGCUGCCUCCAGGAGACGGCAUAAGAAGCGACGUCGAAAAGCGCCAGAGCAGAGAGCCUUGAAGGGAAUCUGAGUUUAAUUAUAGUGAGAAAUGAAACAUGGUUUAAUGAGGGUAAUGGAGGGGGCGCCCAUCGCUUUUCCUCAAACUCUUGUGUUUUAUCUAGUACAGCUGGCUACCUAUCACUGAACUGUUUUGGAUGAUCAAUUCAAAAUGUGUACAUCUGCCACACACUUUAACUUAAUGCACAAUUUAUGUUCUCAACUACCACAUUACCUCUGGUCCCUUUGAAUUAACCAGGUGCUACAGAUUGGAGUCUUGUUCAGUAACAUCUUGCCUUCACAGGGAGGUCAACGGUCAGAGCCAGUGACAGAGCUACUGUCCUACAGUUGGCAGGAAUUCACCUAUAAAGGGCUUAUACUUGCUACAAUGCAAUUUGUAACCAUUCUUUCAGUCAUAUUUUGGAAUUUCAAAAAAAUGUCAUGACCUUAAAAUGGACUCUUUUUCUGUUGUCGGUCAUUAAUCACAACACAGACAUGCAAAGUUUCUAUUUGUCCUUUUAAAUAACCUUAAAAAACAUUUUGUUUAUGCUUUUUUUUUUUUUUUUUUGCAUUGUAUUUAAGGCAACCAGUUCAGCUCAGUGCAGCAUGUAAUGCUAACAAGACAUUUUAGUGUGGCUAAAGGACAAAUGUUGUAACCUUUCCUCUCCUGGCAAAGAAUUUGCUGAGAAUUCAGAUCAUAAAACUUUUGCUUUAAGGUGAUAAAGGUGCAGAGAUUCUGCAUUAUUGUUUCUCUGGAAAGGCUUCCUUUGGGUUUAAUAUAGUAAAGUACAGUACACUUGAUAUUGGAUAUAACUACUAUAGAUACUUAACAUUUGUGCAGGGUUACUCAUUGAGCACUUUUGUCAAUUUGUUAAUGGUCUGAUUUCACUCUUUUGAAGGAGUUUCUUGAAGAUUUGAUACAUACCUCGACAUCUUUUUAACAUGCAUCUUUCACUCACAGGCAACUUGCAGUCUCAGACUAAUGAACUGAUUAAAGUUGCUCUUUUUCCAUCUUUGAUUAAGACGAGGUUUGUCCAUCACAGUUAUUUUCCACUGAGUCUUCAAAAGGGAAUAUGCCAUUUUGUAUAUAGAUUUUGGUGCUGAAUACAAUUAAUGAAAAUGAAUUUGUGUAAACUAAUGUAAAAAUGCCUCCAACUAUUAAAAGGAUGCUGGGUUGAGGUGAUUAUUUAGCAGGAAUCACAGCAGUUUCUCAGUAGGCUGUGGAAACAGUGACUGAGCUGCCUGAACAGACGGAGGAAGGACUGAAGGACGAGGUUUCAGUUCCUUCACGUAACCGCCAACAGAAACACCAUUGUGAAUGUUUUACUCUCUUCAGAGGAGGGGUGGCCAGCGAUCAAUAAACUGGCUGCUAACGCACAUUAGUAAAUGAUUGGUGGCAGAAUAAAAAAUGUGGAUUCUACUCUCAGUGUAAUGGAGGAGUAAUUACAUUAAAGGAAUAACGUCUUUGUCUCUGAAGAGCCCCGUGGCUCUGAAGUCAUUGAGCCAAUAAUAGCGGAUGGACUGAUGCAUAGUAAUCAAUGUACAAUGCUAGGUUUUCUACCUAGAUCAAUGCAUUUAAACAUACAGGGAAGACACACACACUGGACGUCUGUUACGUGAAUCCCAUUAAUCAGCAUGUUGUACGUCACUGCUAAUAAAUGCUCACAGCUCUCAGUUAUUUUCUGUGUUUGUAGACAUUGCAGACUGUGCAUCCUUUGAUUUGCAAAAAUUAAAGUCAUUAUGCAGUUCCUG